This is a messenger RNA of Polistes dominula (European paper wasp), 1251 nucleotides long. RefSeq names its product F-actin-capping protein subunit alpha (gene cpa). The record is from RefSeq and is a predicted model, not a curated record. Gene Ontology annotation, biological process: barbed-end actin filament capping; actin cytoskeleton organization. Gene Ontology annotation, cellular component: cortical cytoskeleton; F-actin capping protein complex. Lineage: Eukaryota; Metazoa; Arthropoda; Insecta; Hymenoptera; Vespidae. Gene Ontology annotation, molecular function: actin filament binding.
CAGACUCGAAAGAGAGAUAGACGGUGUUGGUCACCGGGUAUAUGAGAGAGCGCUAGGGGAACACGUCAGCUCAACCUGCACUGCACGAACCUUACUUUUGACAUCGGCGGAGUGUGCGUGCCAGUGGAAAGGUAAGAUGGCGGCGGACGGAGAUCUGAUCCCCGAUCAAGAAAAAGUACGAAUAGUUUCGGAUUUUAUACUUCACUCACCACCGGGCGAGUUCAACGAGGUUUUCAACGAUGUCAGGGUCUUGUUGAACAACGACAACCUGUUGAAAGAAGGCGCGUCCGGGGCAUUCGCUCAAUACAACAAGGAUCAGCUCACGCCUGUUAAGAUAGAGGGAAGCGAGUAUCCAGCACUAAUAACAGAACAUAACGACUUGGGAGGCCAAAGGUUUUAUGAUUCGCGUAGUAAGCAAAGUUUCAAGUAUGAUCACCUAAGAAAAGAAGCACAGGAUUAUGAAUCCUAUGAACCAGAUUCUGUAGCCGAACCUUGGAGGUCAGUUUUACAAGAUGAGAUAACGACUUAUACCCAAAAUCACUAUAGACAUGGUGCGUGUGCGGUUUUUGGAAGAAGCCAAGGAGGUAAUAUAACGUUGACUGCGUGUAUAGAAGAUCAUCAAUUUCAACCUAAAAAUUUUUGGAAUGGUCGUUGGCGUUCUGUAUGGACUGUAAGUUUCAGUCCAAGUUCUGGAAGUGCAGAAUUAAGAGGUAGCCUUAAAGUACAAGUUCAUUAUUAUGAAGAUGGAAAUGUACAAUUGGUCAGUAGCAAAGAAGUCAGAGAAAGCUUAUCGAUCUCGAAUGAAAAACAAACUGCCAAGGAGUUGAUCCGACUAGUUGAGGAUUCAGAAAAUGACUAUCAAACUGCAAUUUCGGAAAAUUAUCAAACAAUGUCUGACACAACCUUUAAGGCCUUGCGAAGGCAAUUACCUGUUAUGCGAACGAAAAUUGACUGGAACAAAAUUGUAUCGUACAGUAUUGGCAAAGAGCUUAAAAGUCAAUAGAAAUAGAUUUUUUUAUAUAAUAUUAAGAGAAAUAAUUGAAAAGCGCAUUUUGCUGCAUGGGUGAAGUCUGGAGGUGUGAUGUGCGCGGGGGCAAAUACAAUAGUAUGAAACAAUAUUCUGUUAGAUAUAUUUGACUGAAACUCAUGCAUGCUGCUCAAGGUUCCUCUAGAUCUCUGUUAUUCUUGAGAUUGCUAUAAGAAGCAAUGGGAUUCUGUUUUUUUCUUUUUUGUUUUUUUUUUUUUUUUUUU